Molecule: messenger RNA, 537 nt
Organism: Salvia hispanica
Lineage: Eukaryota; Viridiplantae; Streptophyta; Magnoliopsida; Lamiales; Lamiaceae
Source: RefSeq, a predicted model, not a curated record
AUGGGAAAUUACGUCUCAUGCACUCUCUCGGGCCCCGCCGGGAAAGGUUCAAGCAGGGCUACAAAGGUCAUUUUCCCCUCCGGCGAGCUGCGGCCGCUCCACGAGCCGACGAAGGCGGCGGAGCUCAUGCUGGAGGUGCCAAAUUCCUUCGUCGUGAACACCAAGUCUCUCCAGAUCGGGAGGAGAUUCCACGCGCUGAAUGCGGAUGAGGAUCUGGAGAUGGGGAAUGUGUACGUGUUUUUUCCGAUGAGUAAGGUUAACGCGGUGGUGGCGGCGGCGGACAUGGGCGCUCUGUUCCUGGCGGCGAACUCCUCCGCGAAGCGAAUGUCGAGGGGGAGCGUGAGGAUCCUGCCGUGUAGCGGCGGCGGCGAUGUGCAGAUUGUGAAGAGCGUUGCUGAGAAAUCGGGUGAGCCGAAGCUCAAUUUCGACGAUAUUGAUGAUUUCUCGGUGGCGGAGUUCAAGCAGAGGGUGUCUUUCUGCAGAUCGAAGAAGCCGUUGCUGGAGACCAUUGCUGAAGAACCUGCUUUUGCUAGAUGA